CGAUUUAUCAGUCGGUAUAGAAGGUUAGUAAAACGAGUAGAUGCUAACCUAAAUGCUAGUAUAAAAGGUAUAAAACGUAAGCAAAGGAAAUCAUUCUUUACAUUCCACAAGAGAACUGUGAAACGUAUGCGUUGCAAGCAUGGCUCAGUUCGUAAGAAAUGUUGCUCAUUUAUUGUUCACGGAGAAAUGUAUGGAAGAAUAUUUUGACGAGUUGAAUUUCUUUCAUGUUGGAUGUUUCAAAGCAACGCUGAGUAAAGGUUUGGGCCUCGGGAUCAUCGGCGGGUCUCUCCUCGUUAAAGUACCUCAGAUUGUAAAAAUCUUUAAAAGCAAAAGUGCAGAAGGCAUCAAUGUUUUCAGCGUCUUAUUGGAUUUGUUUGCCAUUACUGCAAUGGUAUCUUAUAGCUUCAUUAGCGGUUUUCCAUUUAGUUCAUGGGGAGAUGGAGUAUUCCUGGGAUUACAAACCCUAGCAAUUGCAGUGUUAGUAAUGCAUUUCAGUGGUAACACUGUUCAGGCAACUGCAUUUCUUGCUGCUUAUUUAGCAGUUCUAUUCGCUGCUACAAGUGGGGUGACCCCAGUAAAUGUUCUCUGGGCUUGUCAAGCAAUGAAUAUACCCAUUGUACUUAUCAGUAAGUUGAUGCAAGCUUACACAAAUUAUUCCAAUGGAAGUACCGGUCAGUUGUCAGCAGUAACUGGGUUCAUGCUCUUCUUUGGAUCUCUGGCAAGAAUAUUUACUUCUAUUCAAGAAACAGGAGACACAACAAUGGUGAUAAUGUACAUAUGCUCUACUGCUGCAAAUGCUGUGAUAGCUGCUCAAAUAUUGUACUACUGGAACGUGGAUGUGAAGAGCAACGAAAAAGCAAAGAAGAUUCGAUAAAUAAAUUAGUAAAUAUUUGCUA
This is a messenger RNA of Osmia lignaria (orchard mason bee), 896 nucleotides long. Its product is annotated as mannose-P-dolichol utilization defect 1 protein homolog. NCBI's taxonomy places the organism in Eukaryota, Metazoa, Arthropoda, Insecta, Hymenoptera, Megachilidae. The record is from RefSeq and is a predicted model, not a curated record. Gene Ontology annotation, biological process: oligosaccharide biosynthetic process.